CCCCCCCUACCUUUUUCUUCUCGGUUAUGAAAAAAAAACAGAAGCAUCCAAAAGGUAAGGUUGAAAGUUGAGACUCGAGAAAGAGAGAGAAAAAAAGAAUCCCAAAGCCGCUGUCUCAAUCCUCACACCGUUAUCUGCUUGGAUGCUCUCUGCAUCUCAGGCAACACACACAAAUGCUCUCUUACAAACUCCAUUAUUGUUAGCAAAUUUAUAUUCCUAAAAAUCUCAUAUACUACGAGGAAGCACUUACACCACAGAGCCUUAAUUUGUCUUUCGUCAAAAAAAAAAUCUCCAGGAUCACCAUUUUCCUCAUUCGAUAAGCGGCCCGUGAGUCUCAAUGACUGCUUGUACUUGGCUUGAUGUUGAUGUCAAUGGCAGUAAUAAUAGCAACAAAAAUACAGAUAACAAUAGUCCCUUGACCACGAGUGCCUCCAACAACAACAACAACAACAAUAGCAGCAGGAUGUCAAGGUGCUACGAGGAACAACCACGUAAUCAUCGUCAUCAUCAGCUGUCUAACGGAAAGAUGCUGAGAAAAAGGAUGGCUUCUGAGAUUGAGACGGAGGUUCAGACAUCCACCACAUGUACAGCCCCUGAUACCAACAAUAAUAAUGAUUAUACUAGGUUUUCCCGGCGAGUUGGCAGUAACACCACCGUGAAUGGUAGCUCUAGCUCGUUUCAAGGUGCUGGUAAUAACAAUCAUGUUGGUUCGGUGGACAACUUCACUGCAGCAGCUACUAUACCAAAUCCAAGUCAGACCAACAACUACUCCACUAUGCUUCCUUCAUCCACCACCAAUUUGACCAGUAUGACGUCAGUUGGUGGGUUUUUAUCUUGUGUUACUCCUCCCAACUUAAGUCCUGCGGCCCAGCCCCAACCCCAAAUAAGCACUACCCCUGCUGCUGUUUCUGUCUCUGUGUGCGGGUUCUCAGGCCUGCCCUUGUUUCCUUCCGAAAGGAGUCAAAAUAUUAGUAAUAAUACCACUACCAACAUCAACGGCAACAGCAGCAGAAGCCUUCCUAAUACUAAUAAUAAUAAUAAUAAGGCGAGUGUUUGUGGCGUUUCCAUGGAAGACGGCUCGGCGUGGAUCGACGGCAUCAUAAAGGAUCUAAUCCACAGCUCCAACAACGUGUCUAUUCCACAGCUCAUCCAGAACGUGAGAGAGAUUAUUUUUCCUUGCAAUCCUAAUCUUGCUGCUGUCCUUGAGUACAGGCUUCGCUCCCUAACUUCAGCCGAUCCCAUCCCAAAUUAUGCGCCGGCAGCAGCGGAACUCAGGAGAUCAAGGACUACUGUAGUGCAGCAACAAGCAGGCCAACAGACUCCGCUGCUUCCUGUUUCUACUUCUGAAGCUAUGAAUCAAUUGUAUCUGCACUGGGGAGUUACACCCCUUCCUACCGCUUCCCCUAACCCUACCGUCCAAGUUCAAUUGCAAGAGGAGCAACAACAACAGGAACACUCUUCCCCUCCAGAUACUGCAAUGUUAAUGCCGUCUACUACUACUACUACUAGUGCGACCACCCCAACUAAUAUUGUCCAUUCAAGCAGAGAGAGGAAAGAAGAGAUGCGUCAGCAGAAGAGAGACGAACAAGGCUUACACCUCCUCACCUUGCUCUUGCAAUGCGCCGAAUCUGUCUCCGCUGAUAAUUUUGAGGAAGCAAACAACAUGCUUCUGGAGAUUUCGGAACUUUCAACGCCUUUUGGUACUGCCGCGCAGCGUGUGGCUGCUUAUUUCUCCGAGGCUAUGUCCGCAAGACUGGUGAGCUCGUGCCUCGGAAUAUAUGGGUCGCUGCCCAAUUCAGGCCAUAGUUAUAGCCAAAAGAUGGCUUCUGCCUUUCAAGUAUUCAAUGGCAUCAGCCCCCUCGUCAAGUUUUCGCAUUUCACAGCCAAUCAGGCUAUACAGGAAGCAUUCGAGAGGGAGGAAAGAGUUCACAUCAUUGAUCUAGACAUCAUGCAAGGUCUCCAGUGGCCUGGUCUCUUUCACAUCCUUGCUUCUAGACCCCGCGGACCACCUUAUGUGCGCCUCACUGGCCUAGGAACCUCCAUGGAUGCUCUCGAGGCUACUGGCAAGCGCUUGUCCGAUUUCGCCGAGAAAUUAGGCCUUCCCUUUGAGUUCAUUCCUCUCGCAGAUAAACCCGGCAAUUUGGACCCAGAGAGGCUUAAUGUCAGCAAGAGGGAAGCCGUUGCUGUUCACUGGUUGCAACAUUCUCUUUACGAUGUCACUGGUUCCGACACCAAUAUGCUGUGGCUUUUGCAGAGAUUGGCACCAAAAGUGGUGACGGUGGUAGAGCAGGACCUGAGCCACGCAGGUUCAUUCUUGGGAAGGUUUGUGGAGGCAAUACACUACUACUCGGCACUGUUCGAUUCACUCGGGGCAAGCUACGGAGAAGAGAGCGAGGAAAGGCACGUGGUAGAGCAGCAAUUGCUAUCCAGGGAGAUCCGGAAUGUGCUGGCUGUUGGGGGCCCAUCGAGGAGUGGAGAGGUGAAGUUCCAUAACUGGAGGGAGAAGCUGCAGCAGUGUGGGUUCAAGCCCCUCUCUUUGGCAGGGAAUGCUGCCACCCAGGCCACCCUGCUUCUUGGUAUGUUCCCUUCCGAUGGUUACACCUUGGUUGAGGACAAUGGCGCCCUCAAGCUUGGUUGGAAAGACCUUUGCUUGCUCACUGCUUCUGCCUGGAGACCUCCAUUUCCUGCUACUACCUCUACCCAUCACUAUUGACUACACUUCUCUCAUUCUCACUACAUGCUCUGUUGUCCUUUUUUUUGUACUGAAAGAGGUAGAACUGUUGUCCUUUAUUUAUUUGUUACUUCCAACAUUAUUCAGUUAAUUACUAGCUAUGCUCUCCCUUGAUGAUUUAAUAAUUCAAACUGAUUUCAUUA
Messenger RNA from Quercus lobata, 2874 nucleotides. Its product is annotated as protein SCARECROW-like. The transcript has 2 exons. The record is from RefSeq and is a predicted model, not a curated record. Lineage: Eukaryota; Viridiplantae; Streptophyta; Magnoliopsida; Fagales; Fagaceae. Bases 338 to 2713 code for a protein of 791 amino acids.